Adineta ricciae is the source of this 957-nucleotide messenger RNA. NCBI's taxonomy places the organism in Eukaryota, Metazoa, Rotifera, Eurotatoria, Adinetida, Adinetidae. The record is from the annotation of a GenBank genome assembly.
AUGUUGAAUGCAUCGUCAUCAUCAUCAUCCUAUUGGAAUUGGAGUUCGGCGAUAAUCAAUCGUUAUGUUCCGAUUCCAUUGUUAAUCAUAGGCACAUUUGGAAAUAUCCUGAAUAUUAUUAUUUUCACUCGAAAAACUCUACGAAAAAACUCCUGUGUUCAAUAUUUACUAUCAACAACAGUCGUCAGUCUCUUAGUGCUUUAUAUUGGUUUAAUAACUCGCUUCUUAAAUGGAUAUAAUCUUGAUUAUACAUCUUAUUUCUCAAUCUUAUGUAAAAUCCGAUAUUUUCUUACGUAUCUUUUACUUUAUUGUUCAUCUUGGUUCAUUACACUUGCAUGUUUUGAUCGAUAUUGUAGUUCAUCACUUUCGGCUUCUCUUCGAAAUCUUUGUAAUCAGAAAAUAGUUUAUCGAUCGAUCUACGUCGUGACUUUCGUUGGAUGUUUGAUCUAUGUUGAAGCAUUUUACUGUUUUAAUAACGGACAUGUCGACUCCGUUGGUUCGUGUUAUACAACUUCAACUGCGUGUCAAGUUGUUGAUGGACUUCUAUUAAUGAUCUUUUUUACAACAAUUCCCAUUUGUUUGAUGAUCAUUUUUAGUUAUUUAACUUUGAGAAAUCGCCGACGAAGUCGUAGACAAGUGGCAACAACAAAUCAAUCUCCAAGUGAAUCAAUUCCAAGAACCCAAGUUCGAAAACAAGAUUUACAAAUUAUGACAAUGUUAUUUGUACAAGUUGGAAUCCUGAUUAUCUUCAGUUCUCCCAUGGGUGUUUAUAAACUUUAUUCUUCAUUAACUGUGUACACCGAUAAGUCGGUAGAACGUAAAGAAAUAGAGAAUUUUCUGGCUCAAAUUUUUAUCUUAAUGACGUAUUUUAACAACUCGGUAAUGUUUUUUGUUUACACGUUGACCGGACGAAUCUUUCGACAGGAAUUACUUAAAUUAAUAUUCAAAGGGAAAUAA